AGCGGUGGCGCUGUACUUGGUGAGCUAUGCCUACUCUAUCGUUCCUGCGUUCCAAACAGCGGAAGGAAAACAAAUCCGCACGCUGUUUAGGCGAUAAUUCGUAGCGCCAAGAAUAAGACGGUACCAAUAGAUCAAAGCCAAAUAUUAAUUACGAAGUUAUUGUAACACGCAGAGUUGCUAAGGACUUUUAUAACUUUGACUUACGAUACGACUGAGUGACUGUGUUGCAGCAGGGAAUAUAGUGGCAGUCCUGCUGUUGGCAUAGUGCGGGCAUUAGACUUGCUCCUGGCGAAGUGUGUUUGUAUUGUAACACUGGGCGCUGCGAAUGGCUAAGAGGAAAGCGGAGCAUCACGUGGCUACCUUGGCGCCCCCGUGCAAAAUGCAUGCAGGGGAAUUGUCCUCAUACCAGUAUGAGCCCAGUAGCGACCCAUUGACUCCCAGAAGGAAAAGAAAGCUUGGGGUGGAUGUUUGUGUGGACGUGAUACUGCCUGCAAGGUGCAACAGUAAGACUCCUGAGCAGGAAACCCUGCCAGCAGCCCAGCCGCCAGUUCCGUGUAAGAAGCAGAGGGUGAUGGAGAGCAAAAGCACAAAUGAGUACAAAUGCCAGAACGAUGAUGACUUCAAAGAAUACAACUCAUUUAAUUACUGGAGGACUCCUUUACCUGAGAUUGAUCUUUCUGAAAUAAUCAUUGAACCUGAAGAAGUUAAUAAGCAUCCUAAACCUAAAACAGAAACAUUAGAAGAGAUGGACAGCUGACUUUACAUUUUAUAUUGAGUGCAAGCAUUUUUUUUUUUUCAUUUUUGUCAAUCUUACUAUUUUUUUUAAAUGACAAUAUAAAUCCUUUGUUCAAUGUGAAAAUAUUUUUUUCUGAGCUGAUUUAUAUUUAAUAUUUUGCGUAAAUAUGAAUAUUCAAAUUGGGUUUGUAUUCCUUUCAGCCUUCGACAGGCCUCCCCCCCCCCCCCGAGGAUUUCAUAGUCAGCCACAUCCCAACAUUGUGGAUUUAGUGCAGUAAUACUUCUGACUUCUUUUCAUCUAAAAAAAAAUAUUUUUUUAAUUUCCGUUUUUCUAAAGCACUAAUGGAGCAUGCCCAAAGCUGUACAAGCCCUAUUCAUUGAAGUUAUGUUGAACACAAGUGUAUAUUGCCAGUUUAAUAAAACAGUAGUUUUGUA
This is a messenger RNA of Xenopus laevis (African clawed frog), 1170 nucleotides long. RefSeq lists its product as uncharacterized. The transcript is spliced from 2 exons. The record is from RefSeq and is a predicted model, not a curated record. NCBI's taxonomy places the organism in Eukaryota, Metazoa, Chordata, Amphibia, Anura, Pipidae. Bases 326 to 757 code for a protein of 143 amino acids.